GAAGGGGACUGUUCGAGGCGCUACAGGUGUCCAGACCAAGACCAAGCACGCCUGUAAACAAGAAAGCUUGCCUCCACUCCUUUCCUUUUCCACCACCAGGUCCUCCACUGCCGCUUCCACCCUCCCGCCUCCACCGCCCACACCUCUCCGCCUUGCAGGGAGACGCGGUGAGAUUGUGUCAUGACUGAAUACGUGGGCUGUCAAGUGUCCGUGGAGGUGCGAGGGGGCCUAGGGUGGUACCAGGGCCGGGUGGUGGCCGUCAGCACCCAGCGGCAGACACUCACUCUCACCCAGGUCAUCCACAAUGGCCGGCCGGCGCCACUGUCUGAGGUCACCAUCAAUGCCGGUGACGUGGUGGAGCUCAAGAUACUGUCACACCCGAAGAAGGGCGACGUAGAGCCCACCACUGCCACCACCACCAGACCCACACCACAGCCUGCCUCAGUCCCCUCAGGAGCAACACCCCAUGGCCACACACCCCAGGCCUUGCUCACAUACCCCUCACAUGCUCAAGCUAACCACCACAACCAGACGCCGCAGAAACAGACACAGCUGCCACCGACGUCACAUCCACAGCAACAGUACACCACACAGCGGGCCCCCAAGGCACAGCUACAAUUCCCCCAGGCAGGGCAUGGAGAGGCGGCUGUUGCUGGGUAUGGGACGGGGGCCGGGGGGGAGGCGGGGCAGAUCAGGAGGAAGCCCCGUACCUCAGUUGGGGAAACGCUCGCUCAUGGGUCACACCACCACACGCUCCCCAAAGAUACCAGUGGGGAGUGGCAGCGGGUGUCCCAGGCCCCGGCAGCUGCCCCUGACUACAGCUCCCCGCGGCGGUUUGACCCAGCCAGGACGGCGGGCAAGAAGGAGCGGCAGCGGAGGGCGCGCAAUGAGGCAACCUUCGGCAUCUCAGACGACGAUAUGAUGGCCACGGACUUUGACUUUGAGAGCAACCUGGCGCUCUUUGACAAGCAGGCGGUGUACGAGGAGAUCCAGAGCCACAAGCCUGAUGUGGUGCGGCAGACGGUGCGGGAAAACUACCGCUAUGAUGAAAAUGUCCUGCCGUCCAAACCUCCUCCUGAGCGCAAGAUUAUUGUUCCCACCUCAGGCGCUGCCGAGGUGAUCUACGCCAAUGACAGCGGCGUGUUGGUUCCGUCAGUAACCAGUGAGCUCCGUGCGGCCCUGCUGUCUACGGCCAACCAGCACGGCCUCACCAACUCCCGGCAGCUGGAGAUGAUAGGCCGUGCGGCCACGGAGGUGAUCAUGUCCAUCAGUGGGUGCAGCCACAGGCUGGACCCAGGCAGCAACCAGCAGCAGCCGCCGGUGGUGGUGCUGUUGUGUGGCAGCCACCUGCAGGGCGCGGCUGGAGUGAACACGGCACGGCAGCUGGAGAGCCAGGGCGUGCAGACCCUGGUGGUGACCCCGCCCAGUGCCUCCUCGCCCCCCACCCCCCUGCUUCUGACCCAUGAGCUCCAGCUGUAUGGCCUGACGGGCCGCACCGUGGCCGACCCUCGCAAGCUGCCAUCCACCCUGGACCUCAUCGUGGAUGCACGUCUGGACCACUUGGGCCGGGCAGGGGAGGGCGGAGGCGGCCAGGCCUGGCUGGCCUCCACUGCAGCCUGGGCCUCUGCCUCCCGGGCCCCCGUGCUGGCCCUUGACCCGCCCAGUGACUUGGCGGCCCUGUCCUUCAGCUCCCCGCCCCUGCCCGCCCGUGUGCUGCUGUGUGUGGCGCUGCCCCUUGCCUACACACCAUCCCGCGGCAAGCUGUACCUCCUCUCGCUGCCCAUCCCGCUGCACACUUUCGCCGCUGUGGGCAUCAAGUAUGUGUCCCCCUUCGGUGCCAAGCUGGUCAUUCCGCUGCACCCAUGUGAAUAACCACACACACACACACACACACACACACACACACACACACACACACAGUGUUGUGUUGCUCAGAUGGUUCACAAUCCUUUUUCACAACCUAAAGAUGUUCAGUCCAUGGAGGAAGACAGAUAUUUUUUUAAAGCAUAAGUUUACUACUCAAAUAAAGUGAGAGAGAGAGAGAGAGAGAGAGAGAGAGAGAGAGAGAGAGAGAGAGAGAGAGAGAGAGAGAGAGAGAGAGAGAGAGAGAGAGAGAGUGAGAGUGAGAGUGAGAGAGAGAGAGAGAGAGAGAGAGAUUCUUUCUAUCUGAUAUCCAUUGUAUAGUUAUUACAAACAACUAUCUUUUUAAUAGUGACUUCGGCUGCAGUGAACCUUUUGUCCCACAAGGCUGUGAAGCAGCUUUCAUUAAAAAAAUUGUCAGAAUCA
This is a messenger RNA of Eriocheir sinensis (Chinese mitten crab), 2286 nucleotides long. RefSeq names its product enhancer of mRNA-decapping protein 3-like (gene Edc3). Gene Ontology annotation, cellular component: P-body. The transcript is spliced from 7 exons. Bases 181 to 1872 code for a protein of 563 amino acids. Gene Ontology annotation, biological process: deadenylation-independent decapping of nuclear-transcribed mRNA; P-body assembly. Lineage: Eukaryota; Metazoa; Arthropoda; Malacostraca; Decapoda; Varunidae. The record is from RefSeq and is a predicted model, not a curated record. Gene Ontology annotation, molecular function: mRNA binding.